Orbicella faveolata is the source of this 6357-nucleotide messenger RNA. RefSeq lists its product as uncharacterized. The record is from RefSeq and is a predicted model, not a curated record. Gene Ontology annotation, biological process: protein linear polyubiquitination. Gene Ontology annotation, cellular component: LUBAC complex. Gene Ontology annotation, molecular function: zinc ion binding; linear polyubiquitin binding; K63-linked polyubiquitin modification-dependent protein binding. Lineage: Eukaryota; Metazoa; Cnidaria; Anthozoa; Scleractinia; Merulinidae.
GACACCAAUGCAAAAACGCACACAAUUGGUUAAAAAGUGAAAGCCCGUGAAAGGGUUUUUUCCCUAAUAAUCAGAAUAUCGCGAGUUCCGGGAAUAGUACCUUUGACCACUGAAAAUUACAGAGAAAGAGGCUCCUCUUUACGUAUAUUUACGUAUAUGGCAGAAAGUGAAGACGACAGUCGAAGUUUUCAGUUGAAGAGCAAGUUUUUACACAAAUUAAGAAGACAUCAUGUGAGCUGCACCAGUUUGCUGUUUUAACAAAUAAUUUGAAAGGAAAGUUCAGUUAAAAGUAACCAGCUUCUCUUAUUUUAUCCAGAAAGUUUUUACUCUGUUGUCAUAAAAGACUGACAGGUGGCUUUCUGAGGAGUUUGGCUUAUCUAAACCAAAUAUGGCCGACGAGAACUUUUCAAGACAACAAAACUCCCUUCCAGGCGAUGACAUUAAUAACAGAAUUAUUCAGGAAGAUGGUUUCUCUGGCACAGUUAUUGAUGCACUACAGGAUGUUUCAACAUCUGGUCCAGAUGCACAAGAUUUGGUGUGGAACAGACGUUCACCUGUUUCACACAAUACAAUGGAUGGACCCCACACUCGACAGUUACCACAGGGUAUUAAUAACCCUGUUGCAAGAUCAAGACAGUCUCAUUUUCAGGCUUCGGUAAAUCAUGAUACAUCUUACGGCAACCCUCAGGUCACCACUCCUUUGCAAAGACAUUCAAACCUUCCAUCAGAGCAGUCAACUCAGGAAGGAGAACGUACUGUGCAUAUAACUAUUAGGAGAAGACAGGUCCCUCUGGAAGGUGCGGAAAGAUUUACUGAUCUCAGAGAAGAAGAAAAAGAAGCUGAAAUAAGAGAAAGAAGAGCUGCUAUAGUAGAAGAAUAUCUGGCUGUUAAUGAGUCGGACAUUUCUCGACAGAACUUACUGGAUUUGUGUGCACUACUUGUGAAUGCUGAUGUAGAUAUUGAGAGGAAAUAUGUAGAACUUGAUGUAAGGAGAGUGUUUGAAGCAAACAAGGAGAAAUCUAGGUUCCUCCAUCUAACACAAGGCUUAGGUAUCUUGGAAAAGUAUGCCUCCAAUCUAAUAAAAGAAAACCGCCCUCCAUACUGGCGGACCGUGAAGUUUACCAGUUCCCUUGUCCAAGCUCAUGUUGGCAGACUGAUAGGCAGCCGUGACAUUCUAUCACAAAUGGGUUACACCCAAGACAUUGCAGAUGGUGUUGCCUUCCCUGGCAAUGUUCCUGAGCCUAAUGUUACUAAACUGAAAGAUCUGGCACCAGAUUUGUUCUUUGCUAGAUAUGAAAUUGACACACUACUUGUAAACAAACAUCCUCUUUAUGAAAUGGACCCACCAGUACCUCAGGAGGAAGUGGACCUUCCAAGGCUCUUCAGGUCAAACUAUCCACCAUCAAGACCCUUGCCUUUUCCACAUAGAGCAUCUAGGCCUCCACACCCUGUUGCAGCCACCACAGGGCUGAGUCAACCACCUCCGACUGGCCCAGGUUAUUCAAGGUUUUCCCCAAGACCAUCACCAAGGAGGCAAGGGGGGAAGGAGCCCAUUGAACCAUCAGGGGUACAGGACAAAGGUAAGAUUGUACUGCAGGUAGUGGAAGAACCACAACAAGCUGAACGAAACAAUGAUAGUGAAGGAGACUCUGAGUAUGAAGAUGCUGAAGAUGGUAUACUCCCGGCAAAUGACAGCUCUCCAGCUCAGGCAUCUACAGAUUUUGAGUGUCGUAUAUGUGGAGGAUCAGUGGCAACAAAGUUCUGCAAAGAAUGUAAGGAUACAUUUUGUCCUCCAUGCGACGGCUUGUAUCAUAAGCAUGCAUCUCGACAACAUCACAUUAGAACUGAGUUGAUGACAUCUCCUGUAAGCCCACCUAGACAGCAACCAGUAGUAAGUGCUGUUGCUUCUCCCACCACUGCUGCUCCUGCCACAGUAACAUCUCAACAGAGUCAUGGAGCUGCUGCUGCUUCUGCCGCAGCAAGUGCUGGCAAUGAAACAAGACAAAGACAGAGACCUGUGCCUGCACCAAGACGAAACAUUAAGCAAACCCCGGCAUCCAAUCAAGGUUUAGCUCAAGGGGCUAGAACACCUGAGCCUAAAAGGGAAGAUCAUCCACCCCCAAUCCCUCCAAAACCAUCACAUGAAUUACCUCAGAGACAGCAAACCAGACCAACUAGCCCACCCGUCCAGCAUUCAACAUCUCCCAGGUUGCCUGCCAUGUCACCAGUACCUGCAGCAUCCACUGCAGCCUCCAUGGUUCAAAAUCAAAGAGCUGCCUUACAACCUGCUGCAACAACAGCAACAAGUCAAAGUCAGAGCCAACGAAGAGAAAUUCUAAGGCCUCCACCCUUUCCUCAUUUUAACACUGCAACUCAACAGAGUUCUCUUGAGGCAAAAGAUGAAAACGAUGGUAAUGUUGCAGUUCAAGAUGCUCCACCUCCUUUGCCACCGAGACAGUCCACACCAGCUCAACCCAAAAUGCCAGUGGAGUCAAAGACACCAAGAAAUCUAGGACCUGCUAGCCCAGAUGAGGGUGGGGCAUUAUCCUGUCCAAAUUGUUACUGCUUGAAUUCUGCUGGAGUAAAGACCUGUGUGUUCUGCAAGAAGCCACUCCCUUUAAAACCACCCAAGGAACCAGAAAUUCCAUUUGUGUCACCUCAACAACGGGAAUUCGCAGAAACGAGAAAUUUUCCUGCACCUGUUUGGGCAUUAUCACCGGAUCAAGGUAGAGCUGUUGGCCAAGUGCAGCAGUCACAAGGAAGUGGGAAUGUUGUGUCAGGAACAAAACCUACAACUUCUUCAUCAAAUGCAGGUCAAGUUCUAGUAGACCCUGAUAAGUGGCAGUGUGAACAUUGCACUUUUAUCAACUCAAGGGUACGGAAAAUCUGUGAGGUGUGUUGCAAAACUAGCAAUAUUCCACCACCGCCCUCAAGAACAGCUGAACCUGCAAGAUCCAACCCUGGUUCUCAGUCACCUACACGAAGGGAAAAUCAGGCUGAACAAUUAACUCCACAAAUUUGCACUAAUAUGGCCAUGCAAAUAAAGAGUCAGCAGACCUCUAGCGUAAGUGAACAAAGCAGAAAACCAGAGCCCACAAAUCAGCAGGCUACACAAAAAGAGAUGUCAACAAGACUGCAAGCAGAACAACGCUUAGGAAACACUUUCCCAGCAGGAGGUGACCUUCAGGCUAGAGUGCCAUGGGAUGGCUCAGGAAGAGCAGAGCCAACGGUUCCUGUUGGUCCACCGUUGGAAAGAACCUAUCCAGGUGCAAUCGGUCCUAGUCAGGGAGGGCUACUGAAUCAAUCUGGGAUGGUUUCUCCGGGAGGUAUGCCGCCACUGCCUACAAGAAAUGCUUUUCUCAGAGAUGGUGGACCAUUUGGUCAAUAUGGAUUUCCUCCACCUCCUCCUCAUCAUAUGAUGGAUCCCAUGGGUAUGCCAGCACCUUUUUCAGAGAUGAAUCCAGCAGCAUCAUUUUCUUCACCUAUUGGACAUCAUCUAACCUCUGGCUUAGCUCAGACACAGCCUCCUCCAUCAUGGACAGCAGCACCUCCAACAAAUACUGCUGCUGUGCGAAGACAUCAAGAGGAGAUUUAUAUAGCUGGAGCACGCUAUGUUGAAUGGCUGAAAAAAGCAGAAAAGGAGGGUUUUACAGCAGAAGAGGUGAACAUUGCAACAGUGCUUGGAUGUGAAGAUCAUGAAGGGCCCAUUCACUGGCUGCAGACUGCUUGGUAUGAUUUAAUUCACAGAGUUAUGAUAGAGCUGAGCAUACCAGAAAAUUCACAAGAAAUCGGAAACAUCAGUCCAGAGGAAGUGAGAGAAGCCUUGAUUGAUUGCACAGGGGAAGUCUCUCGUGCAGUCAACAAAUGUAUGGAAAACCGCAAAAAGAAGGUGAAAGAGUUACAACAGGCAGGGGUUUAUGCUAAAACAGAUUGCAUAACUGCCCUGGAUAAUUCAGAAGGAGAUACAGAGAAGGCAAUUUUUGUACUUGAGAAAAUGGCAAUGCGGCCAAUGCUUCAGAGAAUACUGAACAGCUGUCUACCAGACAGUGCGACUCAGGACGAGGUCUUCAUGGCUUUGACAAGGCAAACAAAUACUCAAACUGAUCAGGAGAAAGCCAACUUUGAAGCCAUUGUAAAAGAUGCACAACAAGACAUGGAUCGACGUAUUCGAGCAGUCUUAGCUGAGAAAGAUGUGCCAUCAUGGGGAAGGGCAGAAGUUGUCAUCAAGUUGAUAGACAAGGGCUUUGGAGUGGACGAUUCUGUAGAAGCAGCACGCAAUUGUGGGGAUCUUCAACGCUCUUUGCGCUAUCUGAAACAAGAAUGUCCAUUAUGCGCUGAGCAAUAUCCUAUGAGCCAGAUGAUCACAUUCCUUCACUGCCAAGAUCGUGUCUGUCAAAGUUGUGUCUCACAGUACAUCACGAUAACAAUAAAAGACAAAAAUAUAAUGAAACUUGUAUGCCCAGUUUGUGGAAAACCCGAAAAUUUGGAUGAUGAAGUUGUGGCCACAGAAUAUUUCAACAACUUUGAUAUUCUGAUUCGUGGUAUAGUUGAUAGGGAAACACAUGACUUGUUUCAACGAAAGCUUCGUGAUAGGACACUAAUGAAGGAACCGAACUUCAGGUGGUGCUCACAUUGCUCGUCAGGGUUCAUAAAUGAACGUCCUGAUCAAAUAAAAAUGAUGUGUCUUCAUUGUCAGCAGUUCACCUGUUUCAAAUGCAAACGCCAGUGGGAGGACCAGCAUGAAGGUAUCACAUGUGAACAGUUUGCAGCAUGGAAGGAAGCAAAUGAUCCUGAAUUUCAAGCAGCUGGUCUGGCAGCCCACUUGAGGAUGAAUGGAAUUGAAUGUCCAAACUGCAAGUAUAGAUAUGACCUUUCCAAAGGAGGGUGUAUGCACUUUAAGUGUGCCAUGUGUCCACAUGAAUUCUGCAGUGGCUGCUACAACCCAUUUGUUAACACUGACGCACAGAACUGUCGGGUUUCAGAACAAUGUACUGUGCGAGGAUUACAUGCUCACCAUCCACGUGACUGUUACUUCUACUUGCGUGACCAAGACCCAGAAAAUCUUCAGAAGCUGUUGCGUGACAAUGAUGUUGCAUACAAUACUGAACCACCUGAGGCCCAAGCAGCUGGAGGUAAUGCCUCAGAUGAUGAGGAGCCAGCAGGAGCAGCUGCUGCUGCAGCACCUUUACACUGCAAAGUGAAUGAACAAAAAGAAACUGUGGAUGGUCUGGUUGAUGCAGAGUGUGGAAAUGAAGUACAGGCUGGAAAUGCUGGUCUUUGCAGGAAACAUUAUGUGGAGUACCUUGUGGUAUUAGUUAAUAAUAACUUGCUGGACCCUGCUGAUAUCAUGUCAUCUGAGGACCUUGGUCAUGUGCUGAGGCGAGGCUAUGUUGAGCAGCCACCAAGGCCAAACAGAAUGAGUGAAAAUCAGUAUCACGAGCUUCUGUUACGAACUGUGAAAGAGCAACUUCCAUUGCCACCAAAACCUCCCAGGAAAAGAAUACUAGAUGACGAGGAGGAAGCACCGUUGAGACAAAAUAUUGAGGAGAUUGAAGAAGAAGAUGAUGAUGACGAUGACAAUGAUGAUGUAUGGCAAUUGAGACAAGAUGACGGGCACAUUUUCCUUGGUGAUGCUGAUGAAGAAUUAGAACCAGGAUCUAUUGGAUAACAAAACGUUCACAAGGAACCUUAAGCAAUGUGAAUAUUGAUGUCCUAGCCUUAGUGGAGAGCAACUGGGAGUAUUACAGUCAAUGUUCAACGUGCUACAUGUACUUUAAUCAUGAUGCCAUGAAGCGUACAAUUUAAACAACAGAGUGCGGUGAAAAUGAUGAAAGCGACGAUGAAAUAAAUUUUGAGUUACAAACAGAUGCAACAGAGGAAAUAGAAAUAACAUGGCAAAGGUAUCGAUACUUACAAAUGUUGUAUGACUGGGACAGCUAGGAACACAAUCAAAGGAAAGCAGUGAAGAUGGUAAAACUACAUGACUGUAAAGAACACUAUGGAAAUGCACAAAUAUACUAGAAAAACUUGUGCUAAAACGAAAUUAUGCGAAAAAACUUAACAGAAUAUUGAUCACAUGAAAGUGAGAUAAACAAAAAGAAUAUGAUGACAACAGAAAGAACAUGUGUACAAAUGGAAAAAAUAACAAAAGAAUUUAAAGUGGCCACAACAUCAAGAUAGCUUUCUUUUUUGGAGCUGCAUUUUUUGGUGUCUUACUGUAGCUUGUCUCUAUUUAGAUCAUUUUGUAGGGUGGAGCAGAUAUUACUCAUUAUUGUAACUAUGUUUGUAACAAUAGACAUGAUCAGAUUUUUUUAUGAUUUUUAAAUGAAUGCAAAUGAACGAGUAGACUAUUAGUUA